CUAGGCGCGGUGCGGAGAAGCGGUGGGAAGGCGCAACCGCUCACCUGCGGGCCAGCGCGCACCGGAGGGACCGGGCUGCGCUCUCGUGGGCCCUGGCAUUUCGGACUCGCCCGGAGGAGCCUUGCAAGCGGCCACGCUCCGGGUGUUCCCCGCCGGUCUGCCCGGAGGAGCCGAGGGGCCACCGGCAGCUCUUUGCUUUGACAGAGGGGAGGCGGGGAGAGAGGCGAGUAACAGCGCCAGCGAGCCAGGCAGAAACUCGAGCCGGGAACAAAGAGGGAUCGGGCUCGAGUGUGUGUGUGCGUGUGUGUGUGCGAGUGUGUGUCUGUGUGUGUUUGUACGUGUGUGUAUCGGCCCGAGCUGCGGGCUGGAACAUUUGGGCCCGAAGCUCCUGCUGUGACUCCCCAAGACUCCGCCGUGCCAGCCACUGCCGAUUCCCAGCGCUCAUCAGCACAAACUUUAUUCUUGGCAAACUUCUCUUUUUCUCCCCUCCUCCUCCGUCCCCUCCCCCUCCAGCAGAUUAAAUGCUCCUCCAGAAGGAAAACCGAAGCGAAAGGGAAGGAAAGAAGCUCUAGCGCGGACGUCUGCAGCUCCGAGUGGCUCUUUAUUGUUUACUCUGAAGGAAGUGGACUUUUCGGUAUUUUCUGAUUCUCCUCGCACCUCCUCUGGGGCAAAGGGAGCCUCUUGGCCCAGUCCUCUUCUCAGCACCCCCCUCCCCAACACCGAAAUCAGCAUCCGAGGAAUCCGUGGAGAGGUUUUGCACGGUGACGCGCCACGGGACCCUCGUUUGCACUUUGGAAAGUCGUGUCCCCUCCGGAAUCGGUGUCCUCGGAGCACAGACCCCAGCAGCGAGUGCGGCGUGGGGUGGCCAUCCAGCCCUGGCAGCCUAGCUUAGUGCACGCGGAGCGGCGCAGACGCUCCCAGAGGCGCCGGCAGCUGCCGCCCUCGCAGUCUGGUGCCCUUCGCCCCAGGGCCGGGCGCCGGCGUCCUUCUAAGUGGGAAAGCGCGGCAAUCGCAGAGGCUCCUGCAGCUGCUCCAGCCGUGGGCCCCUCGCUUGCCCACCCACCCCGCUUCCAUUCGCAGCCCUUCCGCACUCAGUCUUCCAACUCCCCCACCUCACAUCGACCCCCCCCUUCCUGCUGUCUCGGAGUGCUCCCGCAGCGGAGCGGAGAUUACACAGCCGCCGGGAUGCCCCAACUUUCCGGAGGAGGCGGCGGGGGGGACCCGGAACUCUGCGCCACCGAUGAGAUGAUCCCCUUCAAGGACGAGGGCGAUCCCCAGAAGGAGAAGAUCUUCGCCGAGAUCAGUCACCCCGAAGAGGAGGGCGACUUAGCCGACAUCAAGUCAUCCUUGGUUAACGAGUCCGAAAUCAUCCCAGCCAGCAACGGGCAUGAGGUGGUCAGACAAGCACAGUCCUCUCAGGAGCCCUACCACGACAAGGCCAGAGAACACCCCGAUGAUGGAAAGCACCCAGACGGAGGCCUGUACAGCAAGGGACCCUCCUACUCCAGUUACUCUGGCUACAUCAUGAUGCCCAAUAUGAACAGCGACCCAUACAUGUCAAAUGGAUCCCUUUCUCCGCCCAUCCCGAGGACAUCAAAUAAAGUGCCGGUGGUGCAGCCCUCUCAUGCCGUCCACCCUCUCACCCCCCUCAUCACGUACAGCGACGAGCACUUUUCUCCAGGAUCCCACCCAUCACACAUCCCGUCAGAUGUCAACUCCAAGCAAGCAGGCAUGUCCAGACACCCUCCAGCUCCUGAAAUCCCCACCUUUUACCCCCUGUCUCCGGGCGGCGUUGGACAGAUCACCCCACCCCUUGGCUGGCAAGGUCAGCCUGUUUAUCCCAUCACGGGUGGAUUCAGGCAACCCUACCCAUCCUCACUGUCAGGCGACACUUCCAUGUCCAGGUUUUCCCAUCAUAUGAUUCCUGGUCCCCCUGGCCCCCACACAACUGGCAUCCCUCAUCCAGCUAUUGUAACACCUCAGGUCAAACAGGAGCACCCCCACACGGACAGCGAUUUAAUGCACGUGAAGCCUCAGCAUGAACAGAGAAAGGAGCAGGAGCCAAAAAGACCUCACAUUAAGAAGCCUCUGAAUGCUUUCAUGUUAUACAUGAAAGAAAUGAGAGCAAACGUCGUUGCCGAGUGUACGCUAAAGGAAAGUGCAGCUAUCAACCAGAUCCUCGGCAGAAGGUGGCACGCCCUCUCCCGGGAAGAGCAGGCCAAAUAUUAUGAAUUAGCACGGAAAGAGAGACAGCUACACAUGCAGCUUUAUCCAGGCUGGUCAGCGAGAGACAAUUAUGGCAAGAAGAAGAAGAGGAAGAGAGAGAAGCUACAGGAAUCGACUUCAGGUACAGGUCCCAGAAUGACAGCUGCCUACAUCUGAAGCAUGAUUAGCAUCUCAGACAGGAUGGUGAGGUCUUCAGCCAGUAGAGAUGUGUGAUGUCAAGUGUUGCCAGAAACCGUGGGAUACACAGAGACUCAGAAGAGGAGGGAGCCGCUAGCUACAGAUCGCAUCUAUGAACUGCUGCCCCGUGCCCCUGCAUUUGGAAUCCUUUUGAUUCUAAUAUAAGGGUGCCAAGCAUUGCUCUUCCCGUAAAACCAUCCCCAACCUAACUGUGCUCACCCAAGACUUAAGAAAGUGCAUACAGACCAGUGUGCUGGCACACAGUAAGCUCAGCAGCUCAGGAGGUAAAGGCAGCCCUUCCCCCGGUAGCUGUGGAAGUCAGGUAGGAGCCAGGAGACCCUGUAGCUCAUUCCCUAGGUAUAAAGUACUCAGGGUUGUGGUAACCCCACGGCUUCCUCUCCAGUGGGCCCCUCUGCACUCCCCAAGACAUGCAUCAUCCUUUGAGAUCUGACCAUUAGCACCCCCAAGGAAAGGUUCUGACACCAUGUCCACCUUAACAGAUCCAUCGAGACAAGAACCCCUCUGGGUUUACUCAGGCAAAGUGAGGCUGAGGACCACAGGCCAUCUGGGGCCUGUCGAAGCCCAAGGUAUGAAGAGAACUGGUAAUCUUCCAGCAGUCACAAUCGGUGGAUGGAAAUAAAACCCAGCAUCAGGG
Messenger RNA from Mastomys coucha (southern multimammate mouse), 3058 nucleotides. It is a transcript of the gene Lef1, whose product is annotated as lymphoid enhancer binding factor 1. Lineage: Eukaryota; Metazoa; Chordata; Mammalia; Rodentia; Muridae. The record is from RefSeq and is a predicted model, not a curated record. Gene Ontology annotation, biological process: canonical Wnt signaling pathway; regulation of transcription by RNA polymerase II. Gene Ontology annotation, molecular function: DNA-binding transcription factor activity, RNA polymerase II-specific; RNA polymerase II cis-regulatory region sequence-specific DNA binding. The transcript is spliced from 12 exons. The coding region runs from base 1186 to 2382 and encodes 398 amino acids. Gene Ontology annotation, cellular component: beta-catenin-TCF complex.